Molecule: messenger RNA, 3927 nt
Organism: Danio rerio (zebrafish)
Lineage: Eukaryota; Metazoa; Chordata; Actinopteri; Cypriniformes; Danionidae
Source: RefSeq, a predicted model, not a curated record
ACGCACACGACAGAAAGAGAGGGAGAGACUGAGCGAAACCCUGCCAGCAAAGCGCAUGCUUGCGCGCCUGCAAUCAAGAGCGUGUGGGCGGGUUAUUUUGAACCGCGCCGCUGUAGAUUAUGUACUUCCAUAACAAUCCUCUCAGCUCAGAUCUCAGCACAUCCUCGGCUAGAAAGCCUCUGGGUUUUCUCUGUUAUGGAACAGAAGAAUGCAGUGCCAUCCUGGGUUAACCCGGCUCUGGUCAACUGGAGGCUGGACUCUUUCGGUAGUGAUGCUGGGCAGAGGGUUCAUGUGGAGUUUUAUGUGGACGAGAACACAUUUAAAGAGAGACUUAAACUUUUUUUCAUCAAAAACCAGAGAUCCAGUUUAAGGAUCCGAAUAUUCAACUUCUGCCUGAAGCUUUUGACAUGUGUUCUCUACAUCAUACGGGUGAUGACGGACAAUCCAGCCCAGCUUCGCCACACAUGUGUGAACUGCAGCUCACAGAACGACAUCAACUGGGAGCUGAUAUUCUGGGUUGACAGAAAGGUACCGGUGUGGGCCAUUCAGGUGAUUGUAGCGUCCAUCAGUUUUAUGGAGGCCAUGUUACUGACCUACCUGAGCUACAAGGGUAAUUUAUGGGAGCAGAUCUUUCAGGUGUCUUUCCUGCUGGAGAUGCUCAACACCGUCCCGUUCAUCAUCACGAUCUUCUGGCCUCCUCUCAGAAACCUCUUCAUCCCAGUGUUCCUCAACUGCUGGCUGGCCAAAUGUGCUCUGGAGAGCAUGAUAAAUGAUCUGCACAGAGCCAUUCAGAGGACUCACUCCGCCAUGUUUAAUCAGGUCCUGAUCCUCAUCUGCACCCUCCUGUGUCUCGUCUUUACCGGCACGUGUGGGAUCCAGCAUUUGGAGCGGGCAGGUAAGAAGAGUCUGUCGCUCUUCAACGCUCUGUAUUUCUGCAUCGUGACCUUCUCAACGGUGGGUUUCGGGGACGUAACGCCCCAGAUCUGGCCUUCUCAGCUGCUGGUGGUGGUGAUGAUCUGCGUGGCCCUCGUCGUGCUGCCGCUUCAGUUUGAGGAGUUGAUUUAUCUGUGGAUGGAAAGACAGAAAUCUGGAGGAAACUACAGCAGGCAUCGCGCUCAGACAGAGAGACACGUGGUUUUAUGUGUCAGUACUCUGAAAAUCGACCUGCUGAUGGACUUUCUCAAUGAGUUCUACGCUCACCCCCACACACAGGAUUAUUAUGUGGUCAUCUUGUGUCCGUGUGAAGUGGACGUUCAGGUCAGGAGGAUUUUACAGAUUCCUCUCUGGUCACAGAGGGUCAUUUAUCUUCAAGGCUCCGCCCUCAAAAACCAGGAUUUGCUGAGAGCCAAGAUGGACGAUGCGGAGGCAUGUUUUAUUCUUAGCAGCAGGAAUGAAGCGGAUCGCAUGGCAGCAGAUCACCAGACCAUUCUGAGGGCUUGGGCUGUGAAAGACUUCGCUCCAAACUGCCCUCUGUAUGUCCAGAUCCUUAAACCCGAAAACAAAUUCCAUGUUAAAUUUGCAGAUCACGUUGUGUGUGAGGAAGAGUUUAAAUACGCCAUGUUGGCUCUGAACUGUCUGUGUCCGGCCACUUCUACUCUGAUCACUUUACUGGUUCACACAUCUCGCGGACAAGAGGGCCAGCAGUCUCCGGAGCAGUGGCAGAGGAUGUAUGGUCGAUGUUCGGGUAAUGAGGUCUAUCAUAUCCGCCUGGGUGACAGUAUGUUCUUCAGGGAGUACAACAGCAAAAGCUUUACCUAUGCUGCCUUUCACGCUCACAAAAAGUACGGUGUGUGUAUGAUUGGUGUGAAGAGAGAAGAUAAUAAGAGCAUCUUGUUGAACCCUGGACCGCGACACAUCAUGUCUGCCAGCGACACCUGUUACUACAUCAACAUCACGAAAGAGGAAAACUCCGCCUUCAUCUUCAGACAGGAGGAAGACCAGGGAAAGGGGCGGAGCCACUGCGACUUUUUAAACAGCCCGUCAGGACUACCUGUUCAUAGCAUUAUUGCUAGCAUGGGAACGGUUGCCAUGGAUUUUCAGAACACCAGUCCCACUGAGAGCGGACUCAAACUGGCUCCGCCCACAGAGAACGAACUGGGAAGUCGACGACCAAGUAUAGCGCCCGUUUUGGAGAUUGCUGACUCCACCUCCUUACUGCCGUGUGACCUGCUGAGCGACCAAUCAGAGGACGAGGCCGGACACUCGAAUGAAGAUAUUACAGCCACUGAUUUUGUGAAAGGUUAUCCCCCGAACUCUCCAUAUAUUGGGAGCUCUCCAACCCUUUGCCAUCUUUUACCUCAGAAAGCCCCUUUCUGCUGUUUACGGCUUGACCAGAGCUGUGAGCAUGUUUCCUUUGAAGACGCAAAAGCAUACGGCUUCAAAAAUAAAUUAAUUAUCGUUUCUGCGGAGACGGCUGGAAACGGCCUUUACAACUUCAUAGUGCCUUUAAGAGCCUAUUACAGGCCCAGAAGAGAACUCAACCCUAUAGUCCUGCUGUUAGACAACCUACCCGAUGACCACUUCCUUGAGGCCAUAUCCUGCUUCCCAAUGGUGUAUUAUAUGGGUGGCACCAUUGACAACUUGGACAGCCUAUUGCAGUGUGGCGUUCUGUAUGCUGAUAAUCUAGUGGUUGUUGACAAAGAAAGCACGAUGAGUGCAGAGGAAGACUAUAUGGCUGACGCUAAAACCAUCGUCAAUGUGCAAACCAUGUUCAGGUUGUUUCCGAGUCUCAGUAUAAUCACAGAACUGACUCACCCGUCCAACAUGAGAUUCAUGCAGUUCAGAGCGAAGGACUGCUACUCGCUCGCCCUGUCCAAACUAGAGAAGUUUUGUAAUUGGAAUAUUGCCAAAUGUGUGUUCGAUCAACAGAAGGAACGUGACAAAGGCUCAAAUCUGGCCUUCAUGUUUCGCCUUCCCUUUGCUGCUGGCCGAGUCUUCAGUAUCAGCAUGCUGGACACACUCCUGUACCAGUGUUUUGUGAAGGACUACAUGAUCCCCAUAGCCAGAUUACUGCUGGGAUUGGACACCACACCUGGAUCUGGAUACCUGUGUGCUAUGCACAUAUGUGAGGCUGAUCUCUGGAUCCGCACAUACGGGAGACUCUUCCAGAAGUUCUGCUCAUCCAGUUCAGAGAUUCCCAUCGGAAUCUACCGCACAGAAUCACACGCACCACCUGAGCUUCAAAGCUCAGUCAGCAUAGACGGUUUAAACGACACUAGAGAGAAAGGCGAGGAGUCAAAGAUCCUCACCCGGAGCUCCUCAAGCAGCGACCAAUCAGAUCACCCACUGCUGAGAAAGAAGAGCAUGCAUUGGACAAGACGUCUCAGUAGGCGGAGUGUAAAGCGGAGCGACUCCUCCCUCAGCUCCAUCCAGCAGCGUCUGGGUGUGUUACGGCGCUCUGAGAGGGAGGAGCUUACUGAACUGGUCAGAAACCGCAUGCAGCAUUUAGGCCUGCACACUGGCGGAUACAAAGAUGUCACAAAUUUAACAGCCAGUGAUGUGAUGAAUCGGGUUAAUUUGGGCUAUUUGCAAGAUGAGUUGAAUGACCAGCAGAACUCCAUCUCAUAUGUGCUCAUAAACCCCGCCCCCGACACACUGCUGCAGCUCAAUGAUGUCGUGUUUUUGAUUCGUCCGGAUCCACUGGCUCACGUACCUGAAGCUCCGCCUGGACAGAAGCGCCGCUGCCGCUCCACCACAGACACACCAGAACUCAACUAGAUUAAACCGGUCAGACGGAGAACUAGAUCAUUUACUAAAGGAGAUUUAAAGCCAUGGAUUACAACGAGUGAUAUAAGCUAAUGUAGGCACAAAUAAGCUAUAACUUCAAAUUCAAUAUUAGUGAUACAUUAGUCUGAACACUGCAUAUAAAUACAUACAGUUAAGGUCAGAAUUAUUAGCCCCCUGUAUGUGUUUCCCAGUUUCUAUUUA